Schistocerca piceifrons (Central American locust) is the source of this 2340-nucleotide messenger RNA. It is a transcript of the gene Hdc, whose product is annotated as histidine decarboxylase. Bases 85 to 1911 code for a protein of 608 amino acids. Gene Ontology annotation, molecular function: histidine decarboxylase activity; pyridoxal phosphate binding. The transcript is spliced from 16 exons. NCBI's taxonomy places the organism in Eukaryota, Metazoa, Arthropoda, Insecta, Orthoptera, Acrididae. The record is from RefSeq and is a predicted model, not a curated record. Gene Ontology annotation, biological process: histamine biosynthetic process; L-histidine catabolic process.
UCGCCAGCCGGUCUCUGUGAGUACGUGAGCGCUGCCCGCUGCGCUGGGAACACGCUUCCUACGCCCAAACAAAUCUCUGCCGUCAUGGAUUUCGACGAGUAUCGCAAAAGAGGCAAGGAGAUGGUGGACUACAUAGCGGACUACCUGGAGCACAUCCGCGAGCGGCGCGUCUACCCGGCCGUGCAGCCCGGUUACCUGCGGGAGUUGGUUCCGGAGCACGCGCCGCAGGAGCCCCAGCCUUGGGAGGACAUCAUGGCCGACGUGGAGCGCGUCGUCAUGCCGGGGAUGACGCACUGGCAGAGCCCGCACAUGCACGCCUACUUCCCGGCGCUCAACUCGUUCCCGUCGCUGCUGGGAGACAUGCUCGCAGACGCCAUCAACUGCAUCGGUUUCACUUGGGCGUCAAGCCCCGCGUGCACGGAGCUGGAGACGGUGGUGAUGAACUGGCUGGGCGAGAUGCUGGGACUGCCCGACGACUUCCUUCACACGCGCCCAGACAGCAAGGGUGGCGGCGUCAUACAGACGACGGCGAGUGAGGCGACGCUGGUGAGCCUGCUGGCGGGUCGCACCGAAGCCAUCCAAAGGGCGCAGCGCCGCUGCCCAGACCUGGAGGACGCAGAGGUCAACGCCCGCCUCGUCGCCUACUGCUCCGACCAGGCACAUUCGUCUGUGGAGAAGGCGGGGCUCAUCGGUCUGGUCCAGAUGCGCUUCGUGCCGAGCGACAGCGAACUCAGCCUGCGCGGGGACCGCCUGCGCGAAGCCGUGCGCCGCGACCGCGCCAAGGGACUCAUUCCCUUCUACGUAUGUGCCACGCUCGGGACAACAGGAGCCUGUGCAUUUGACAACUUGGAGGAGCUAGGUCCCGUGUGCGAGGAGGAAGAACUGUGGCUGCAUGUGGAUGCGGCGUAUGCGGGCGCCGCCUUCGUCUGCCCGGAGUUCCGGGGCUGGCUGGCCGGCGUGCAGUACGCACAUUCCUUCGCCUUCAAUCCUUCCAAGUGGCUCAUGGUCCACUUCGAUUGCACCGCCAUGUGGGUGAAAGACGCUGGCGCCCUCCACCGCACUUUCAAUGUGGAUCCGCUCUACCUGCAACACGAAAAUUCCGGUCUGGCAAUUGAUUACAUGCACUGGCAAAUUCCUUUAAGUAAGAGAUUUCGAGCCCUGAAGCUGUGGUUCGUAAUCAGGAGUUACGGAGUGAAAGGUCUUCAGCGUCACAUUAGAGAGGGAGUGCGGCUGGCGCAGCAGCUGGAGGCGAUGGUGGCGGCGGACCCGCGCUUCGAGGUGGCGGCCAAGCGCCACCUGGGGCUGGUCGUGCUGCGCCUGCGCGGGGACAACGCGCUCACCGAGCGCCUGCUGAAGCGGCUGAACGCGCGCGGCCGCGUGCACUGCGUGCCCGCCGCGCUCAACGGCCGCUACGUCAUCCGCUUCACCGUGACGUCGGCGCGCACCACCCCAGACGACAUCGCGCGCGACUGGGCCGAGAUCCGCGCCACCGCCGACACCGUGCUGCAGCCCGAUCGGCCGCGCGCCAAGGUGCCGCUCGCAGAGACGCGUGCACGCAACGAGCUGUUCGGUUCCAGCCUGCUCCUCGCCAACUCGCCAAUGUCGCCCAAGAUUGUCAACGGAAGCUUCGCUGCCAUCUUCGACAACGGCGACCAGGAGCUGUCUCAGCUGCGGCUCCAGGUGAAGGACAGCCCAGCUGUGCGGCGGCGCAUCCGGGGCAUGAUGGUGUCGGGCAAGCAGCUGUCGCUGGACUCGAGCCUCGACAUGGCGCACUCGCUGGCGGGCCGCGGCGGCAUGCGGCCGCACUCUGAGCCCUCUGCCGGAGACCACCUGCCAGAGGAGGACGAUUCAGAUGAAGUGAAUGAUAUGCCCAAAUUAUGUGCAAAGUGUGGGCAUAUAAUCAAGGAAUGAUGAUGAUAUUCUGUGAUGGAACAUCUCAGCCUAGAUUAAAUACAUAAAAUUUCAUAAGUCUAUUUCAAUAAUGAAUAAAAGUAUAUCACUUUUGUAUCAUGCAUACAGCCUUUAUGAAGCUUUCUUUCUUGUGAGAUAUUUACUGAAACUACUAUGUUAGAGCUAAGUGAAGUAUUCGACUUGUAUAUUAUCAGGAGGGAAUGCCUAUUGAUUUUCUUCAUGCAUAAGGCUUGUAAGGACUGGUAAACAGGUUUUUGUGACUUCCAAUUAGUAACAUAUUCAUCAGCAAGUUUUUCCAAUGUCUGUAACCAGUAUGUGUCUGUAACAUCUUAACAUUUAAUUUAACAUCAUAUUUUUAAGUGCUUAUAUAGUCAGGUAAUGCAUAAAUAAGUGCACUAAUAUUGGGCCUAGAAUUCAGGUUAACAAUGU